Messenger RNA from Panicum hallii, 610 nucleotides. Its product is annotated as cytochrome c oxidase subunit 5C. The transcript is spliced from 2 exons. NCBI's taxonomy places the organism in Eukaryota, Viridiplantae, Streptophyta, Magnoliopsida, Poales, Poaceae. The record is from RefSeq and is a predicted model, not a curated record. The coding region runs from base 187 to 378 and encodes 63 amino acids.
CAGCGCCAGGCCACCAGCCACUCGCUCGCGAAUACGCGGGCUUUAAAGGGCGUCUCCGCAAAAACGACACCCCUCACGGAUCGAACAGACUCACGUUCGUCCUGUCUCUCUCGCGGCGGCGGCGCAUCCCCACCCCCUUCUCCAUCUCCGGCGAGGCAUUUGGCAUCUGAACUCAACAGCAAGCAAAUGGCAGGUGGCAGGGUUGCACAUGCCACCCUCAAGGGCCCGAGUGUGGUGAAGGAGAUCUUCAUUGGACUCACCCUUGGGCUGAUUGCCGGUGGCAUGUGGAAGAUGCACCACUGGAACGAGCAGAGGAAGACUAGAUCCUUCUACGACAUGCUGGACAAGGGCCAGAUCAGCGUCGUUGUCGAGGAGUAGCUUCCACGCGCCAAGUCUGAAGUUAUUUUCUCACAGUUGUUUCUGAAACUCUGGAGAGCAUGAAGAAGUGAAUGCUGUGGAGAUUUGUCUUGAAAAAUAAGCAUAACCAUUUGAGAACACCAGAUUUUGUUGAAUUUCCUUCUUUUUCAUGAAUAUUUGAACAGGUCCAGGUCAUACCAAACAACUGAAUUCUGAUCUAGUUUACAUAAGUUCAUGUGAUCUUUGCGAGUAA